CCCUCUGCGUCAACAGUGUGCUGCAAUGAGACUCGUUACAUAUGCAGCUCGUGCUUCCGAUGAUUCUGCCGUCCGUCAUGGCGUCGUCACGUGGUCGUGGUCACGUGUUUGCAAAGGGUGGUUCAGAAUAUGCUAUACACUCAACAGGAUGUGCUAAAGUUGAAAACUGUGUCAAUGGCUCGGUCAACUUUGGAAUGAAGGAAAUCAAAAUUACCACCAAGUGUUGCACCCCUGACCUCUGCAACACCCAGCCGGCCCCAGGACCCAGCAGAUCCAAACCGAACGGUAAACAGUGCUACUACUGCGAUGAGAAAUCUUGCACCAACAUCGUAAACUGUGAGGGGACUGAGGACAACUGCAUCACAGCAACACACACCCAAGGAGCAAUAAGCCGGACCUUCAAGGGCUGUGCGUCCAAGCGGCUGUGCACCCCGACAUGGGAUCCAUCCUGGGCCGGAGAAAUGGCAUCUACCUGCUGUGAGGGGAACUUAUGCAACGGCGACGGCGGCGGCAACGGCGACGGCAACGGCGGCGGCAACGGCAACGGCGACAACGGCGGCGGCGACAACGGCGGCGGCGGCGGCAACGGCGGCGGCAAUGGCGGCGGCGGCAACGGCGGCGGCGGCAAUGGCGGCGGCGGCAACGGCGGCGGCGGCAAUGGCGGCGGCGGCAACGGCGGCGGCGGCAACGGCGACGGCGGCAACGGCGGCGGCGGCAACGGCGACGGCGGCAACGGCGGCGGAGGCGGCGGCGGCAACGGCGGCGGAGGCGGCGGCGGCAACAGCGCCAGCAGCCACAGCAUUGGCCUGGUGCUGCUGGCCGCCCCGCUGCUCUCUCUGAUCGUUACCUCUUAUUAA
Perca flavescens (yellow perch) is the source of this 857-nucleotide messenger RNA. RefSeq names its product trihydrophobin-like. The record is from RefSeq and is a predicted model, not a curated record. The transcript has 5 exons. Lineage: Eukaryota; Metazoa; Chordata; Actinopteri; Perciformes; Percidae. The coding region runs from base 42 to 857 and encodes 271 amino acids.